This is a messenger RNA of Lutzomyia longipalpis, 2475 nucleotides long. Its product is annotated as protein ABHD18. Bases 621 to 2270 code for a protein of 549 amino acids. The record is from RefSeq and is a predicted model, not a curated record. NCBI's taxonomy places the organism in Eukaryota, Metazoa, Arthropoda, Insecta, Diptera, Psychodidae. The transcript has 6 exons.
AUAACUUUUCUCUUCAUUCAUUACGCAACAACGCAUUAUCACUUUUUAAAGCUCUUUAAAGUUCUUUGGAAUUUUUUUUGUGAUCUUCAGGGGGCUUUAGAGAGAUAAUUUAAUCAGAGUGUGAUGAAUUUCUCGAUCAAUCCAUACAAUGUUGUGAUAAAAACAUAUUUUUCGGCAAAAGAGUGUUUAUGAGGAGCUUUGUCAGAACGUAAAAGAAUAUUGUAAACUACCUACUAUUUUGAUAAAGUUCUUAUGAUAAACAAAAGCAAUGCGCAGGCGUUUUCUGUGCACUUCACCAAUACACGGCGAAAGGUUCUGAUAAAAACAGGCCAGCUCCAUUGGGGGGAAUUUAGUUGCAAAAGAAAAGUUGUGAAAGAAACAAGUUUCAGGGGGGCAAUCUCAUAUUAAGAAAAAUAAAACUAUAUAUUAAUCCAAAGGUGAUAAAUAUUCUUGCAAAAUCUCUUUGUUCAUAAUAGAGCAUCGUAUAGGCAAAAAGAACGAACAUUCAAAGGAUUUUGUGAAGUGUCAAGAUAAAGCGAAUCUGGGAAAUUUUUCCUGCUAAGAAAAAAGUACAAAAAAUCAGUGCAAAGAACUUUUAAAAAAUUGUUAAUCACUGAAAAAUGCCACCUAGUCGCUUAGAUGGACUCUACAGAAGCCUCUUGCUGACCAAAUUCUUCUGCAAGGGCUGGGGAAAGCCAGAAAAUCUCCAAAGAUUAUUUGAAGUAAGAAAAAUUAUUUCAAAUCGUGAAAGUUGCAGCCAACUUGUGCCAUCGAACUAUCCAGUUGAGAUAACAAAGGAAGAAAAAACUUCAGAAUGUCGCAUUUUGGAGGGAAAAUUCGUCUCUCCGUUCUCUCUCUAUUUGCCCGGAUUAGUCCCCGAGGAGUCACAGGAAGCACAUUUCCAAGUCAUUUUACCCCACAAAUGGACUGAUAGGUUCAAACCUAUGUGUAUUCAUUUAGCAGGGACAGGAGAUCACUAUUACUGGAAAAGGCGAACUUUGGCUGCUAAACCCUUGCUGAAGGAAGGCAACAUUGGCACAAUAAUUUUGGAAAAUCCAUUUUAUGGUGUUCGAAAGCCCAAAGAUCAAAAACGUUCCAGUUUGCACAAUGUAUCAGAUAUCUUUGUAAUGGGUGGCUGUUUGGUGUUAGAAUGUCUUGUAUUGCUGCAUUGGUGCGAAAGGAAUGGAUAUGGUCCUCUAGGGAUUACUGGCCUUUCAAUGGGAGGACAUAUGGCCUCUGCUGCAGCAACUAACUGGCACAAACCCCUAGUCCUUGUUCCUUGUCUAUCCUGGUCAACAGCAUCCGCAGUAUUUACCCAAGGAGUCAUGACACAGUCAGUUAAUUGGGAUAUAUUGGAAACGCAAUACUUUGCAGAUGGAAACUACCGGGAACGUUUAGCAAAAAUGGUGACCAUUGUUGAUGACGCCUUCCUCGCGGGUCAGCGAUUUGUGAAGCAUUUCAAUGAAUCAAUUAAGGAACUGCAGAAAGAUAUCAAGGAUACACGAGAAUUCCAAACAAAGAAAGAUAUCUUUGGAGUUGAUCGCACAAAUACCCUCAACUUGUCUCCGGCACUUCUCGAGAAGCUCUUAUCGCGCGACAGAGGACGCCUGACGACACAGGAGGUGAAUGAACUGAAUGAGAAAAUUAAAGAAGCCCAACAGAGGUAUAGACUGAAGAGCAAUCCAAUGCCGGAGGAUGCUAAAAUCAACCGGAUUCGUGAACUUCCAAAGACAAAUGAUCUUGCGGCAGCCCUGCAAAUCCUCUCUAUUGCCAAUGGGCUAACAAUCUACGAACCCCCCUCAACGGGUAGUGUGAUCACAUCAGCCCUCUACGGUGGCACGACGAAGCUAAUGAGCUACAUUAUGCCAAGUAGUGGAGAUUCAACGACACAAGAACUGAAUGGAGAAAGUACUGAACUUGAUACGUCCGGAAAGAAAGCCUGGUGGGAGAAUGAAGCUCUCCAAUUUAUGCGCGGUGUCAUGGAUGAGUGUACGCAUUUGAAGAACUUCUCCGUGCCCUACGAUACAUCCCUCAUCAUUGCUGUUUGCGCAAAGGAUGAUGCCUACGUUCCACGAGAGGAUUGUACGUCUCUUGAGGAAAUUUGGCCAGGAGCUGAAGUGCGAUACCUUGAUGCUGGACACGUGAGUGCUUAUGUGCUUCAUCAGAAAUUGUUCAGAUCCUGCAUUAUUGAGGCAUUCGAGCGUGCAAAGAAACUCUAUGCUCCAUCCUUUGAUUCAUCAAAUCGACUUUCUUCCUCGGAGGAAUGCUAAGCACAGCAUAACGCAUAUUUUCACGAUUAUAAUUUUAUUUCAUCAAAGUUUUUUUUUGAUACAGUAAGAUUAAUCAUCUAAUGAGUUCAGAGAGAGAUGCUAAUUUUUUUCUACCCACUACAAGUAGUAAAAGUAGUAAAUUUAUAUUGAUUGUGAUAACAUUUUAGGACAAAUGUGAUUAGAAAUAAAGAGAAAUGUUUCUAAA